AUGCUCUGGGGCGUCCGGGGAGAGCAUCGCGACGCUCUGGGGCGUCCGGGGAGAGCAUCGCGACGCUCUGUGGCGUCCGAGGAGAGCAUUGCGACGCUCUGGGUCGGCUGGGGAGUGCAUCGCGACGCUCUGGGGCGUCCGGGGAGAGCAUGGCGACGCUCUGGGGCGUCCGGGGAGAGCAUCGCGAUGCUCUGGGGCGUCCGGGGAGAGCAUCGCGACGCUCUGGGGCGUCCGGGGAGAGCAUCGCGACGCUCUGGGGCGUCCGGGGAGAGCAUCGCGACGCUCUGGGGCAGCGGGGAGAGCAUCGCGACGCUCUGGGGCGUCCCGAGAGAGCAUCACGACGCUCUGGGGCGUCAGGGGAGAGCAUCGCGAUGCUCUGGGGCGUCCGAGGAGAGCAUCGCAAUGCUCUGGGGCGUCCGGGGAGAGCAUCGCGAUGCUCCAGGGCGGCUGGGGAGAGCAUUGGAUGCUCUGGGGCGUCCGGGGAGAGCAUCGCGAUGCUCUGGGGCGUCCGGGGAGAGCAUCGCGACGCUCUUGGGCGUCCGGGGAGAGCAUCACGACGCUCUGGGGCGUCCGGAGAGAGCAUUGCGACGCUCUGGGGCGGCUGGGGAGAGCAUCACAAUGCUCUUGGGCGUCCGCGGAGAGUAUCGCGACGCUCUGGGGCGUCCGGGGAGAGCAUCGCGACGCUCUGGGGCAUCCCGGGAGAGCAUCGCGACGCUCUGGGGCGUCCGGGGAGAGCAUCGCGACGCUCUGGGGCGUCCGGGGAGAGCAUCGCGACGCUCUGGGGCGGCGGGGAGAGCAUCGCGACGCUCUGGGGCGUCCGGGGAGAGCAUCACGACGCUCUGGGGUGUCCGGGGAGAGCAUCGCGAUGCUCCGGGGCGGCUGGGGAGAGCAUUGGAUGCUCUGGGGCGUCCGGGGAGAGCAUCACGAUGCUCUGGGGCGUCCGGGGAGAGCAUCGCGACACUCUGGGGCGUCCGGGGAGAGCAUCGCGACGCUCUGGGGCGUCCGGGGAGAGCAUUGCGACGCUCUGGGUCGGCGGCUGGGGAGAGCAUCGUGAUGCUCUGGGGCGUCCGAGGAGAGCAUCGCGACGCUCUGGGGCGUCCGAGGAGAGCAUCGCGACGCUCCGCGGCGGCUGGGGAGAGCAUUGGAUGCUCUGGGGCGUCCGGGGAGAGCAUCGCGACGCUCUGGGGCGUCCGAGGAGAGCAUCGCGACGCUCUGGGGCGUCCGGGGAGAGCAUCGCGACGCUCUGGGGCGUCCGGAGAGAGCAUAGCGACGCUCUGGGGCGUCCGGAGAGAGUAUCGCGACGCUCUGGGGCAGCUGGGGAGAGCAUCGCGACGCUCUGGGGCGUCCGGGGAGAGCAUCGCGACGCUCUGGGGCGUCCGGGGAGAGCAUCUCGAUGCUCUAGGGCGUCCGGGGAGAGCAUCCCGACGCUCUGGGGCGUUCGGGGAGAGCAUCGCGACGCUCUGGGGCAUCCGGGGAGAGCAUCGCGACGCUCUGGGGCGUCCGGGGAGAGCAUCGCGACGCUCUGGGGCAUGCGGGGAGAGCAUCGCAACGCUCUGGGGCGUCCGGGGAGAGCAUCGCGACGCUCUGGGGCGUCCGGGGAUAGCAUCGCGACGCUCUGGGGCGUCCGGGGAGAGCAUCGCGACGCUCCGGGGCGGUUGGGGAGAGCAUCGCGACGCUCUGGGGCGUCCGGGGAGAGCAUCCCGACGCUCUGAAGCGUCCGGGGAGAGCAUCGCGAUGCUCUGGGGCGUCCGCGGAGAGCAUCGCGACGCUCUGGGGCGUCCGGGGAGAGCAUCGCGAUGCUCCGGGGCGGCUGGGGAGAGUAUCGCAAUGCUCUGGGGCGUCCGGGAAGAACAUCGCGACGCUCUGGGGCGUCUGGGGAGAGCAUCGCGACGCUCUGGGGCGUCCGAGGAGAGCAUCGCGACGCUCUGGGGCGUCCGCGGAGAGAAUCGCGACGCUCUGGGGCGUCCGGGGAGAGCAUCGCGACGCUCUGGGGCGUCCGGGGAGAGCAUCGCGACGCUUUGGGGCGUCCGGGGAGAGCAUCGCGACGCUCUGGGGCGUCCGGGGAGAGCAUCGCAACGCUCUGGGGCGGUUGGGGAGAGCAUCGCGAUGCUCCGGGGCGGCUGGGGAGAGCAUCGCGAUGCUCUGGGGCGUCCGGGGAGAGCAUCGCUACGCUGUGGGGCGUCCGGGGAGAGCAUCGCGACGCUCUGGGGCGGCGUCAGAGGAGAGCAUCGCGUCGCUCUGGGCGGCGGGGAGAGCAUCGCCACGCUCUGGGGCGUCCGGGGAGAGCAUCACGACGCUCUGGGGCGUCCGGGGAGAGCAUCGCGAUGCUCUGGGGCGUCCGUGGAGAGCAUCGCGACGCUCUGGGGCGUCCAGGGAGAGCAUCGCGAUGCUCCGGGGCGGCUGGGGAGAGCAUUGGAUGCUCUGGGGCGUCCGGGGAGAGCAUCGCAACGCUCUGGGGCGUCCGGGGACAGCAUCGCGACGCUCUGGGGCGUCCGGGGAGACAUCGCGACGCUCUGGGGCAUGCGGGGAGAGCAUCGCGACGCUCUGGGGCGUCCGGGGAGAGCAUCGCGACGCUCUGGGGCGUCUGGGGAGAGCAUCGCGACGCUCUGGGGCGUCCGGGGAGAGCAUCGCGACGCUCCGGGGCGGGCGUCAGAGGAGAGCAUCGCGUCGCUCUGGGCGGCGGGGAGAGCAUCGCCACGCUCUGGGGCGUCCGGGGAGAGCAUCACGACGCUCUGGGGCGUCCGGGGAGAGCAUCGCGAUGCUCUGGGGCGUCCGGGGAGAGCAUCGCGAAGCUCUGGGGCGUCCAGGGAGAGCAUCGCGAUGCUUCGGGGCGGCUGGGGAGAGCAUUGGAUGCUCUGGGGCGUCCGGGGAGAGCAUCGCAACGCUCUGGGGCGUCCGGGGACAGCAUCGCGACGCUCUGGGGCGUCCGGGGAGACAUCGCGACGCUCUGGGGCGUCCGGGGAGAGCAUUGCGACGCCCUGGGGCGUCCGGGGAGAGCAUCGCGACGCUCUGGGGCAGCUGGGGAGAGCAUCGCGACGCUCUGGGGCGUCCGGGGAGAGCAUCACGACGCUCUGGGGCGUUCGGGGAGAGCAUCGUGAUGCUCUGGGGCGUCCGGGGAGAGCAUCACGACGCUCUGGGGCGUCCGGGGAGAGCAUCGCGAUGCUCCAGGGCGGCUGGGAAGAGCAUUGGAUGCUCUGGGGCGUCCAGGGAGAGCAUCGCGACGCUCUGGGGCGUCCGGGGAGAGCAUCGCGACGCUCUGGGGCGUCCAGGGAGAGCAUCACUGCUCUCUGGGUCGUCCGGGGAGAGCAUCGCGACGCUCUAGGGCGUCCGGGGAGAGCAUCGACGCUCUAG
Molecule: messenger RNA, 3351 nt
Organism: Closterium sp. Naga37s-1
Lineage: Eukaryota; Viridiplantae; Streptophyta; Zygnematophyceae; Desmidiales; Closteriaceae
Source: the annotation of a GenBank genome assembly